Messenger RNA from Anopheles maculipalpis, 361 nucleotides. RefSeq names its product signal recognition particle 14 kDa protein (gene Srp14). Gene Ontology annotation, molecular function: endoplasmic reticulum signal sequence receptor activity; 7S RNA binding. Gene Ontology annotation, biological process: SRP-dependent cotranslational protein targeting to membrane. The transcript has 2 exons. The annotation marks the transcript as partial. The record is from RefSeq and is a predicted model, not a curated record. Lineage: Eukaryota; Metazoa; Arthropoda; Insecta; Diptera; Culicidae. Gene Ontology annotation, cellular component: signal recognition particle, endoplasmic reticulum targeting.
AAUCUAACCCAUUCCCAUUCACAGUUCCUUACGCAGCUUACCCUUUUAGCACAAUCAGCCCGGAAAGAUUCCUCCUUCACAGUCACAAUAAAACGAUACGAUGGACACGAUCGGCCAAAGCCCCGGGAAGGUAAACCACCACUACCGAAACCUGCCGAGUACAGUUGCCUGAUACGGGCAAAGUCCCGCUCGAAGAAGCUGGCCACCGUGGUGAAACGUGACGAGGUAGCCAAGUUUAUGGAAUCUUACUCGAAAGUGUUAAAAUCGAGCAUGGACGGGCUGAAAAAGGUGAAGAAAGUGAAAAACAAAGCCAAGGCGGCCCAGGGAUAGUGCAGCAUUUAGUGCCGUUCGGUUCCGGAGU